AUGAAUAAAUAUCUUAAUUUGCUCUUAAGAACAAAGGGAAAAUACAGUAGUAAAAGAUUCAUAUUUGAGAAUAAUUUUUUUUUUUCUGCUGAGAGAAAUAUUGAUAAAAUAAUCAUAGAAAAUAACUACAGUAAUAUAAAAAAUUUAAAAACACAAGAGCUUCGUUUGCUAUCGGAAAGCUGUUGUGUUAAAAAAAUUAAUGAUGUUAUUAUAUGGAGUGAGAUAUCUAGAAACGCAAUCGAAAAAUGUAAUAACUUUAAGUAUUUUGAUGCUUUACUAUUAUUAUCCUCUUUUGAAAAGAUGAAUAUAAUAGAUAAAACUUUAUAUAAAAGCUUUUCAGAUGUGUUUAUAAAACAGAUAAACUAUUUAGAACCAAGACAUUUCAUAUUAUUAAUAAAUUUGUAUUGUAAAGCAAAUAUAUUUCCUCGUAUAUUAUUUAUACAAGUAUUUCAUUGUAUUGUAAAAUAUUCUAGUAAAUUAUACCCUGAUGAAUAUGUUGAUUUAUUAACAUGCUUUGCGAAUUUAAAAAUUGUAAAUAGGGAUUUAAUAAAAACAUUAUGCAAAUCUAUAAUAAAAAAUAUUAAUCUUUUUGAUUAUCUCCAUUUAUGUUCUAUUGUUGGAUGCUUAAGAUCAUUAGAUAUUUCUGAUGAUGUAUUUUAUUAUGUAUUAGAUGAAAAACAAUUAAAGGAGUUAAAAUUUUUGACUGUUCAAGAAUUAUUUGAUUACUUAAAAAAAAUUAAAUUAUUAACUUAUAGUUGGGAAAUAUAUGAAAAAGACUUAAUUAAGGAAUUUUUACUAAGAAUAAAUGAAUUUAAAAAUGAAAAAGAUGUUAAUCAAUUGGAUGAUCCCUUUACUUGUUUAAAUUAUUUAAUUUCCAAAAAUUAUGUUAGUAAUAAUUUCUUAAUAGCAUUAAGCAAAUGGUGCGCUAAUCAAGUAUAUGAAUAUCCAUCAAGAUCAGCUAAAAGGCCAUUAUCCUAUCAACUCAUAAAGUUAUAUGAAUUAAUGAAAGAAAAAAAUACAGAAAAUUACGAUUUUAUUGAAAAAGCUAUUUAUAAAUUUGUAAUUAGUAGAGGAGGGAUAGAACGUAAUAGAGAUAAAAUGAUUAAACCUGUAUCAUAUCAGAAAGGUAGAAAGUAUAUAUUUACCAAAGAUCCUCUUCUAAAUUGUAAUAGUGAUGAUAUUUAUCGCACAAGUAAUAAUAAUAUUAAUGUAAAUAAUUAUAACAAUAGCUCGAAUAAAAAUACUACUACUAUGAAUGUUAACAUAAAUGACGAUAUCAACUCUUUUAAUAAACAUAUUGAUAAUAAAAAUGAUAACGAUAUUAAUAAUAAUACAUAUGAUAGCAUAAAUGAUAAUAUAAUCAGUGAUUUUUAUGAAAAAAAUAAUACAAAUAACAAAGUGACAGAAAAACAAAAAAUAAUAAAUUUAAGUUUUGAAAAAAAAACAGAAAAAAAAAAAAAUACUUAUUCAAACUCUAGAUACUGUAAUUUUAAAUUACGUCAAAGACCCAAAAGAAUAAAAAAUAAGCCGGCUUCAAUUGAAAUUUGA
Messenger RNA from Plasmodium relictum, 1548 nucleotides. RefSeq names its product conserved Plasmodium protein, unknown function. Bases 1 to 1548 code for a protein of 515 amino acids. The transcript has a single exon. NCBI's taxonomy places the organism in Eukaryota, Apicomplexa, Aconoidasida, Haemosporida, Plasmodiidae. The record is from RefSeq and is a predicted model, not a curated record.